Lactuca saligna is the source of this 606-nucleotide messenger RNA. The record is from the annotation of a GenBank genome assembly. NCBI's taxonomy places the organism in Eukaryota, Viridiplantae, Streptophyta, Magnoliopsida, Asterales, Asteraceae.
AUGCUCAUAACCCAACAGCAACAUCCUGUAUUUUUUAGCCCGUUUUCUGGCUGGAUCUACCGCAAGUUCACGCCCUGGGAGCCCCAUGUAUGGGGGCACUUGGUUACACGUUUGGCCCGCUCGUAUCAUUUGGUUGUUCCUGAUAUUACUAGAUCCAUGACGUGUGUGGACGAGCAUGAGUUUGGCAUGGGGUAUUUGGAAACUAUGCGGGUGGUCAGAAAUUUUAGGUCGCAUUGGGGCAUAGUACCGUCAGAUGGUGAGGGUGUUGGUGAUGACGAGGAGCCAGCCGACCAACCUCUGCCAGAGCCGAGACCGAGGUGCAGGAACGUGAGAGGAAGAGGAGACCACGGGCAGCCAAUACACCCACCUGCUUCCAUGGUUGGUACGCCUUUUGGGAGUGAUAUGGCUGGUUACUUUGACCAGUUAUCGUUGAGUUUCAAUUGGAUAGGUGGCACUGUGGAGAAUGUUGUCCGACAUCUUGGGGUGGAGCAGCCGCCUCAUUUAGGGUAUCAUUACCCGAUUUGCCCACGAUGGUCGGAGUUCAGUGGACGCGGAGGUGAUGGAGCUGGAACCAGUGGAACACAUGAUGAUGAGGAGGAUGAUUGA